AUGGAAGCAUCGAUAGCAUGCUCUCUACCUCUGCAUGGAGUAGUCAAAGUGAAAUCACACACCAACAUUGUUCCAACAACCACUUCCCCCAAACCUCACUCUACUGUCACUUCAACCAAAUCAUCUCUACUAUGCAAAGUUCAGCCUCAACCGCUGUUGUACCUCUGCACAUCAAGAAUCAACAGCUUCAGGGCUGGUCCGAUUCAGUGUGGCAAUUCGUCGAACGGGUACAGUGCGAACGAAGGUAGAGGUCUUCGGGAAUGGAUUGAGCAGGUUGGUGACGCCAUAUCAACGGCAUUUCCAUUGUGGGUGACAAUUGGGUGCGUUUUGGGAUUGUUGAGACCCAGUUGCUUCAAUUGGGUCACACCAAAAUUGAACAUUUUGGGCCUGACCAUUAUCAUGCUUGGUAUGGGUAUGACCCUAACCCUUGCUGAUCUUCAUGGGGCUCUUGCCAUGCCUAAGGAAGUCUUCUCGGGUUUUGUUCUUCAGUAUUCGGUGAUGCCAAUAACUGGAUUUCUUGUCAGCAAACUUUUGAAUCUUCCAUCACAUUAUGCAGCAGGUUUAAUAUUAGUUGGGUGCUGUCCAGGCGGCACAGCUAGUAACAUUGUUACAUAUCUUGCACGUGGAAAUGUGGCGCUUUCUGUGAUUAUGACAGCUGCAAGCACCAUAGGUGCCGUGGUCAUGACUCCUUUUCUGACCUCCAAACUGGCUGGUAAAUAUGUAACUGUGGAUGCAUCUGCCUUAUUCAUUUCAACAUUGCAAGUUGUGCUUUUUCCUGUGUUGGCUGGUGCAUUUCUAAAUCAGUAUUUUCAACCUCUUGUUAAACUUGUCUCUCCAUUGAUGCCACCCAUGGCUGUAGCAGCUGUGGCAAUUUUAUGUGGAAGUGCUAUUGCUCAGAGCUCUUCAGCCAUCCUUAUGUCUGGUGGACAAGUGAUUUUAGCCUCCUCUCUUCUUCAUGCUUCAGGGUUUUUCUUUGGUUAUAUACUAGCAAGAAUGCUUGGGAUAGACGUGUCAUCAUCACGAACCACAUCCAUUGAGGUUGGCAUGCAGAACUCAGCUCUUGCGGUUGUUCUUGCUAUCAAACACUUUGGAGAUCCCCUAACUGCAGUCCCUGGUGCUGUUUCAAGUGUGAUUCAGGCAAUCUUUGGGAGCAUGCUAGCAGGAAUUUGGAGACAAUCUAUACCUGCUGAGAUGAAAGACUGA
Sphenostylis stenocarpa is the source of this 1203-nucleotide messenger RNA. The record is from the annotation of a GenBank genome assembly. Lineage: Eukaryota; Viridiplantae; Streptophyta; Magnoliopsida; Fabales; Fabaceae.